CUCCAAAGAGUACAAGUGACCUCAUAUCUUCUUCAUCUGUGUUUGUGUUGUGAUUAUGCCAUUGACAUUAACAAAUUAGAUCGCAGAUCAAAUUCCAAACCUUUACCUCUGUGAUUUUCAAUUCCCUUAUCUCCUUUUCCUCCUUCAGAUUCGUUUUCGCAAUCUGCACUUUCAAUUCCAAAACCCUAAUUUUCUCUCAUUCCCCUAAAUCCACCAUCGCCGUUUCUCAACAAUUAAUAAUCACCCAUUCAAUCAUUGACCAAUUACAGUUCAAAAAAUCGAACUUUUUCUGAAGUAGUUCAAUACCCAUCUCUCAAUUUUUCGAUUUGUUUUGAGUUUCUUCCCCCUCUCUCACUAUGAAAGAAGGUAAAUCUGUUCAACAACAACAGCAGCACCAGAACGGUCACCUCGCCCCUUCCAAAUUCGCCAAAUUGUUUGACCCUGAAGCUUCCUGGGACAAGGAUCAAUUGGGAGACGUAUUGCAUUGGAUUAGACAAGGACUCGGCCUUUUGUGUGGAUUCCUUUGGGGUUCUAUACCUGUGGUUGGAGGAAUAUGGUUUAUCCUUUUUUUGGUGUUGUCCUCUGGGAUUAUAUACAGUUAUUAUUCAGUAAUAUUAAAGGUUGAUGAAGAAGAGUUUGGCGGUCAUGGAGCUCUCCUUCAAGAGGGGCUUUUUGCUUCCACAACUCUUUUCCUGCUUUGCUGGAUUCUAGCUUACAGUUUAGGGCACUUUUGAUUGGCUGGCCAUUGAAGCUUUUGCUAAAUAUCCAACAUGGUUGAAAGAUUUACUUGAUUCUGUGACUGGUCAAAGAUGCCUCAAUUGCAGUUAUCUGCGUUGAUUCUACGUGAAAUGUUCUGAUUUUGCAACACAUGAACACUAGCUUCUGCUUUCCAUAGUAAAUGGCUGUUUUAGCCCACCAUUCUUAAUGACACCUUGUGUUGCAGCUAAUUUUGGAUUGCAGUACUCAUGUCAAAUGCUGUUGUUUGUAGAACCAUUAAAUAAGAUUGCUUGCAGGCAAAUUCUGAAGGACCAUUUAUCCUUGAUGUUUA
Molecule: messenger RNA, 1048 nt
Organism: Lotus japonicus
Lineage: Eukaryota; Viridiplantae; Streptophyta; Magnoliopsida; Fabales; Fabaceae
Exons: 4
Coding region: 357-734 (125 amino acids)
Biological process (GO): mitochondrial respirasome assembly
Source: RefSeq, a predicted model, not a curated record